Molecule: messenger RNA, 603 nt
Organism: Batrachochytrium dendrobatidis JAM81
Lineage: Eukaryota; Fungi; Chytridiomycota; Chytridiomycetes; Rhizophydiales
Exons: 3
Coding region: 1-603 (200 amino acids)
Biological process (GO): proteasome assembly
Source: RefSeq, a predicted model, not a curated record
AUGGAAUCCUCGGUGCAUAUCUGUAGAAUAUAUUCAGUGAAUGCUUCAUCUGACACACCAAAAGAAAGAAGCGACGAAGCAAUCCAGUCAGCGAAUGCAGCAGCAGACGAGUCGUUAUCCAAUGCCAUAAGACAGUUAUCGCAAGCUAUGGCUAGUUCUGGAAUAGAAAAUACUCAAAUGUUUCCUAUUUCUACUCGGCAUCUGACUGGCAUGAUUCCUAGUACUAGUGGUGUAUGUAAUCCAACACAAGUAAUCUUUAUGGAGUUUGCCAACAGGUUCGUAUUGUUGGUCACUCAGACAGGAAAGAUUGGGAGUUUGUCCAUGGCAUCUGUAGAUGUGUCGUCUGCAGCUCAGCAAGGGAUGUUUAGAUCCGCUGAUGCUGCAGAACCAUCCACUACGAUCAAGUCACUGCUAGGACAAAGAGACAGUCCAUUGAUCCACUCCUUGGCAUCCCAUAUUGUUGCUCAGAUUUCAAGAUCCCACCAAAGUGGAAAUGAACGGCCGCUACUGUUUGGUUUAUCGCUGGCAGAUUCAUCCCUCUUGGAUUCCAAUGCUACCCUCAGCGAUGACUUUAAACACACUUUUCAAGGUAACUUGCAUUGA